Molecule: messenger RNA, 4946 nt
Organism: Tachysurus vachellii
Lineage: Eukaryota; Metazoa; Chordata; Actinopteri; Siluriformes; Bagridae
Gene: wrn
Product: WRN RecQ like helicase
Exons: 35
Coding region: 222-4508 (1428 amino acids)
Biological process (GO): DNA replication; telomere maintenance; double-strand break repair via homologous recombination
Cellular component (GO): cytoplasm; chromosome; nucleus
Molecular function (GO): 3'-5' exonuclease activity; ATP binding; nucleic acid binding
Source: RefSeq, a predicted model, not a curated record
UCUCAUGGCGCGGGAGUUUAGAGAUAAAAACCUGAACUGACAACAAAAAUAACACCGAAAACAAAAUUAAGCCCGUUGAUUAAACGCGUCUGUAAUAUACAUUAUGUGUAAGUAAGUGUAAAUGUGGUUUUGUGUCGUUAGGACCGAGCUUGUAUUCCAAACCCCAGUCUGUAUACAGUGUAAACAUUGUGUAGUUAAAGCUAAAGUGCACAACAACAGCUAUGGACGAGUCUAAAGAGAGUGAAAGGUCGCUUCCGGAUUGGAUGAUGCCCAAACCUGAUGAUGUUCAGCUUCAGUCACAGGGACCCUACAUAAAGAAUGUCAUCGAGGACGAGCUUCCCUAUCUGGAAUUUGGUGGUAGAGUGAUCUACAGCCAGGAGAAAAACGAUUGCUCGUUUUUAGUAGAGGAUUUAAGAUCCUCUCUCGUGUCCGGCUCAGCUGUGGGAUUUGAUUUAGAAUGGCCUCCGUCUUUCACCAAGGGGAAGACUAAAAAGGUUGCUCUGGUUCAGCUUUGCGCCUCCAAGGAGAAAUGCUACCUUUUUCACAUCUCGUCAAUGUCAGGAUUCCCUCCUGGCCUAAAAAUGUUCUUGGAGGAUGAGAGCAUCAAAAAGGUUGGGGUAGGCGUUGAAGGAGAUAAGUGGAAGCUGCUGUCUGAUUAUGAAAUUCAGUUGAAAAAUUUUGUAGAGCUCUCUGAUUUGGCAAAUGAGAAACUGAAAUGUGUUGAGAAAUGGAGCUUGGAUGGGCUGGUCAAGCACUUGUUCAAAAAACGGCUCAUGAAAGAAAAGGAUGUGCGUUGUAGCCACUGGGAUGACUUUGGCCUCACAGAGGAGCAGAAACGAUAUGCGGCAACAGAUGCCUAUGCUGGAUUCCUAGCACAUCAGAAGCUAGACAGAAUGGUGCAGAACCCAGGUUCAGUGAAAGCUCAAGAUUGUUUGAAACAGAAGCUUUGCCUGAUUAGCAAAGAACUUGAAGACCUUACUAGACGUAUUCCUGAAGGACAAAGCUGCACAAGCAGAACCAAAAAGCUAGUGGAUGACUUGGCUCAGCAAGUCGCAUCUCUUAAAGAUCACCUGACAAGCAACGGAAACAUCGCACAAGAACAUUUCUCUAAUGCAAGCAAGGAUCAAAAUCCUAACUCCCAGAGUGCUGUGAUCGACACCAUAAAUCCUGAAGCCGAUCGUGAUUAUGUAAAGCACUCGGUGUCAUUGGAAGAGGAUAAAAACGACCCUGUUCAGACAGUACAGAGGGAAUGCCUCAUGUCCUUGGAUAUCUCCGAGUAUGAGCUUCAGAUGCUGGAGAUGCAGACCAGACAGGAGGAGAACGAGGAGCAAUCCAUUUUAGCUUUCGAGGAGAGAUCGACUCUGGAAGACUCUGCUGAGUUGUCAUACGAACUUGAAAGUGAUGAAGAAAUUGACAAUGAAAUGAUUCAGUGUGCUGAAAAAAUUGAGAAACUGAAUGACAGUAUUGAAAAGGAGCCUAAUGAGGCUGAGCUAAUUGCUGAGGAUGAAGAUGAGGUUGUUGAAGAGGAUGAAGAGGAAGGAUUUGAUGCAAAUCUUCCUCAACCAGCUCUUGAACAGAUUAAAUGCCUGAAAAUGUAUUUUGGACAUCACAGUUUUAAACCGGUACAAUGGAAAGUGAUUCAGUCCGUGCUUGAGCGGAGGAGGGAUAACCUUGUUGUCAUGGCAACUGGUUACGGAAAGAGCUUGUGCUUCCAGUUUCCUCCUGUGUACUGUGUGAACAUCAGCGUGGUCAUCUCGCCUCUGAUUGCACUUAUGGAGGACCAGGUGCUGCAGCUCAAGAUGUCCAACAUCUCUGCCUGUUUCCUUGGAUCAGCUCAGUCCCAGAAUGUUUUUGCUGACUUACUGAAGGGGCAUUUCAGAGUCGUAUACAUGACACCAGAAUUCUGCUCAGGAAAUAUAUCUCUGCUUGAACAGCUAAAUAAAUCAGUUGGUCUUUGUCUGAUUGCAGUGGAUGAAGCCCAUUGUAUUUCUCAGUGGGGGCACGAUUUUCGAAGUGCUUAUCGAGACCUUGGCAAACUGAAAAGAAAACUUCCAGAUGUUCCUAUCGUGGCACUUACAGCCACAGCAAGCCCCUCUAUUCGGGACGACAUAGUGAAGAGCCUUCACUUGGUGAACCCUCAGGUCACUUGCACUUCUUUUGAUCGACCGAACCUCUAUCUGGAUGUGAACCGCAAAUCUGGCGACAUGAUCAAAGACCUCAAGUCGUUCCUGGUGAAAAAGAGAGGUGGGGAUUAUGAAUUUGAGGGCUCAGCCAUUGUCUACUGCCCAUCAAAGAAGGAAGCAGAGAGAGUGGCAUCUGCUCUAUUUAAGCUGGGCAUCAGUUGUGGAGUGUAUCACGCAGGCCUCGGCAUCAAGCAGAGGAGAGAAACGCAGUAUCAGUUCAUGAGAGAUGAGAUACAGUGUGUGGCGGCUACCGUGGCUUUUGGAAUGGGAAUUAACAAGCCUGAUAUCAGAAAGGUCAUUCAUUAUGGCGCGCCAAAAGAGAUGGAGUCAUACUACCAGGAGAUUGGACGGGCAGGUAGAGACGGACUGCCCAGUGCCUGCCAUGUCCUCUGGACAUCUAGCGAUAUGGUACUCAACAGGUUUCUGCUCAACCAGACAAAAAGUGAUCGAUUCAGGGGCUACAAAAUGGAAAUGAUGGCCAAGAUGGAAAAAUAUUUGAAUUCCACUAAAUGCAGAAGGAAGUUGAUCUUGUCUCAUUUUGAAGAUAAGCAACUCAGAAAAGUCACCUCAGGUAUUAUGGGGACCGGCAAGUGUUGUGACAACUGCAAAUCUGGGCCCAUUAAAAGCCAAAGCCAGGAGCAAGAUGCUCAGGAUUUUGGCGCAUGUGCAUUCCAGCUGAUGGGCGCAGUGAGUGCGAUGGGAGAGAAAUUUGGCAUUACAGCUCCCAUCUUGCUGCUGCGCGGCUCAACUUCUCAGCGAGUUCCUGAUCGCUUUCGUCAGGACGCUUUGUUCGGCGUGGGCAGGGGGGUGUCUGAAGCCUGGUGGAGGGCACUUGGUCGUGAGCUCAUCAAUGAGAAGUACCUAAUGGAGGCUUCUGGUUAUAAUAAGUUCAGCACGCUCUGUAAACUCACUCCCAAGGGCAGGACAUGGUUAAGCAAAGCCCAGGAUGAGAAGCAAAGAACUCUCCUUCUUCAGCCAAACCGAGACCUGAUUUCAAGAGUUUAUGUGCCAAAGAAAGCACAAGAUCCAAAACCUGUUGUGGUUCAUGUUAAAGACCAGGCUCUACCCAGUACAGCUCAGAGAACAAAUUGUAGGUUUCAGGUGGACUCCAGUGCCGUGGACAGGAGGUCAGUUCCUGGUUUGCUACCUGCUCCCAAAACCAUGCCUCAGCCUCCUGCGGUCUCUGCCAGAGAAAUGGAGUUACAGGCUGAGCUGUACAGCAAGCUGGUAGCUGAGAGGCAAAAACUAGCCAGUAUGAAGGACAUCCCUCCUGCCAUUCUGGCCACCAACAAAAUCCUCCUGGACCUGGCCAAGUUAAGGCCCUGCUCAGUAGCCAAGCUGAAGUUGGUGGACGGUGUGUCUGAGGCUAAAGCAGCCAUGUUGGCUCCUCUACUCCAGACCAUCACAGACUUCUGCCAGAUACACGGCCUGCAGGAGGCUGUGACUUCCAGCUCUUCUACUUCCUGUGCUGAACUGGCGCACAGUGCACAGACAGGAAAAGUGUCAACACUGUCUCUGUCUGAUAGCGUGGCCAUAACUUACAGACUUUUCCAGAUUGAUGGCAAAAGCAUGAGGCAAGUAGCUGAUGCUCGCAGCUUGCCCAUGGCGGUGGUUGAAUCUCAUCUUCUACAGGCUCUGAAAGUCAGCCAGCCUCUGGACACCGAGCGAGCCGGCCUGUCCCAGUCACUGUUCAACACUAUCACACACAUCCUCUCCUCUCCUCCUCUGAGCUCGGAUCUCAGUGACUUUAAGAACAUUCGUGCUAUGGUGCCAGAAGACGUCAGCACUUUUCUCCUCAGGCUGUGUGUUGCUAAGCUACAGAAUGAAGGCUUUCCAAAGCCACAGCCUGUCAACCUGCCAUCACAACAUCACCAGAUCACCUGGAUAGAGUCUCAGGUCGGAGCUGGUGCCAAUUCUAACCAGGUUAUCAGCUCAGAAAAGCUCAUCCAGACAGAUGGUGUUAGUAAAGCUGUCACUUCAGGUCUCCAAACACACCAGCUGGAGCCAAAGCUGGACAAUAUAGACAUGAGUGACGAUGAACUCUUUAGUGAACUUCCCAUGCCUGAGGUUGCAGGGCCAAGCAGCAGUGUUGCUCAGUGUAAUGUAGAAGAUGCUAGGCCAUCAAAAAGCAGUGGAAUUGAAUUGGCUUCCUGGAACCAGAAGAAUAUAGACUCAGACACUCAAGACCUGUUUGGUAAUUCACCAGUCAAGACCGAAAGCCAGGCAGCUAAGAGGAAGAUGCCCGUGUGGGCCGAAGCACCGACGGACUCUGUUGACGCUGCUGCAUCGAAAAGAAACAAAAAAAAGAAAGGACUCUUCGUGUGACUCGUUAAGUGUCACUCAGUUAAAUGUUACACUAUGUGUAAAAAAAAAAAAUGGUGUAUAUAGUUUUUCUUACAUUUCUUUCUUACAAAGAAUAAAUACACUUUUCAUAACAAUAUUUUGCUAAAAAACUGAUUUUAUCUAUGUUCAUUUUUUGUUGUAAGAGUGUAAAUUUGCAUCUUUUAGACAUUAAGAUGUUCUGUAUACUUUGAUUCAGUACCGAUCCAGUAUGAUCCGGUUCAGCACUGAUAUGAUUCAUUUUGAACCCGAAUCACAGGACAGAAGAAUUUACACUUUACAUUUUCACUGUAACAUGACAAUCUGUGAUUUUUGACAAUCAGGAUUUAAUCGUUCUGUUCAAUUCGGUGUCGAUUUCAAGCUUCACUUGCAAGUGAAUAAAAACUAACUUAUAUUAAAAAAUAAAACUAUGUAAAAAUUGUA